Molecule: messenger RNA, 366 nt
Organism: Fusarium falciforme
Lineage: Eukaryota; Fungi; Ascomycota; Sordariomycetes; Hypocreales; Nectriaceae
Exons: 1
Coding region: 1-366 (121 amino acids)
Source: RefSeq, a predicted model, not a curated record
AUGUCUUCGCAGAGUCCCCCCGCCAGGCUGCCAGGUGCCGCCAGCAACCCCAUCAUCGUCCCAGACGAUGAAAAUCUGCCCUCCGCAUCAGAGGCAAGGGCAGCCGACAACACUGCCGUCAUCUCGGACGACGGAGAUGAGGAUGAGGAAGAGGACAACGUCCCCCCACCCAACCCUACCGACAAUACCAAUUCCAGAGCGCGAGCUCAACCAUCCACCGUCCCUGGCAGUACUGUCUCCUCCAGUAUUGUCAUUGAAGACUCCGAUGACGACGCCCCUCCCACUGGCGCUCCCCGGGAUAGCAACAAGAGGGAGAGAUCCCCAUCCUCAAACAACAGCGCAGCGGCUCGCCUUCGCCUGCUGUGA